Candoia aspera is the source of this 1601-nucleotide messenger RNA. RefSeq names its product potassium two pore domain channel subfamily K member 4 (gene KCNK4). The record is from RefSeq and is a predicted model, not a curated record. The coding region runs from base 94 to 1383 and encodes 429 amino acids. Gene Ontology annotation, biological process: stabilization of membrane potential; potassium ion transmembrane transport. Gene Ontology annotation, cellular component: plasma membrane. Gene Ontology annotation, molecular function: potassium ion leak channel activity; outward rectifier potassium channel activity. Lineage: Eukaryota; Metazoa; Chordata; Lepidosauria; Squamata; Candoiidae. The transcript has 6 exons.
CCAGCCGUUGACCCCCAUGGCUCUCUGCCCGUAGUCUGCUACGUCUCCAGGGAUUCCAUCUUCAGCCAGCGGCCGGCGGAGCCCAGUGCGGUGAUGCGCCGGACGACUGUCUUGGCCCUCGGCUCCAUCGUCCUGGUUUACCUGGUAAUGGGCGCCUUCAUCUUCCGCCUGCUGGAGCAACCCCACGAAGCCAGCCGGCAGGUGAAGAUCCAGGUGUACCUGGAGCAGUUCCUGAAGGAGCAUGGGUGCGUGGCCGUGGAGGAGCUGGAGGAGCUGAUCCAGCAAGUAAGCGAGGCUACAGGCGCUGGCGUGGAUCCGGUGGUCAACGGGAGCAAUGCCAGUACCUCUCACUGGGACAUGGACAGUGCCAUUUUCUUCGCCGGCACUGUUAUCACCACUAUUGGAUUUGGGAACAUCUCCCCCAAAACCAGACAUGGCCAGCUCUUCUGCAUCUUUUAUGCCCUGGUGGGAAUUCCUCUCUUUGGGAUGUUACUUGCUGGGGUUGGAGACCAUCUGGGAUCCUCUCUCCGGAAAGGGAUCGGAAAGGUGGAAGAUAUUUUCUUGAAGUGGCAGGUGAGCGCCACCAUCGUCCGCGUCAUCUCCGCGCUGCUCUUCAUCCUGAUCGGCUGCCUCCUCUUUGUCUCUCUGCCCACCAUUGUCUUCCAGCAUGUAGAAGGCUGGACACUCCUGGAAAGUGUCUACUUCGUGGUGAUCACCUUGACCACGAUUGGGUUUGGUGACUACGUGGCAGGUGACACGAAAAGCCAUGAUUAUUUCUGGUACCAACCACUGGUGGUGGUCUGGAUUCUGCUGGGACUGGCGUACUUUGCCUCCAUCCUGACCAUGAUUGGCAACUGGUUGCGGGUGCUGUCCAGACGCACGAGAGCUGAGAUGGGAGAUCUGACAGCGCAUGCCGCCUCCUGGACAGGCAACGUGGCGUCCCAGCUGCGUGUCCCCAGCAUGGGGUUUCCGGAGAAGCUGCAUCGAGUCGCCUCCUUAAAAGGGAAGCCUCUAUCGCCUUCAGCCAUCUUGCCUCAAGGGGAAAACCCCCUGUCUUCGCCACCGCCUGCAUUCAUGUUGCAGCACCCGGGUCUGAUGCCAGCCACAGCACCGCUCUGCUUGGGCCCUUCCUCGUCCCCCUCGCAAAAUGUGGCUCAACUGAACACCCGCAACGUCGUUUCCCCACGGCCUAUCGACUACACAGGGGAAAACCUGGCUUUCAUUGACGAGAGCUCUGACACACUUAGCGAAGGGGGACCCCCUUCCACCCGGCUUCCCCGACGCUGGCGCCCGCGGGCACGGCACCGUGCUGAUCCUAGAGAGCCACUGGGGUUACCCAUGAUUCUUCUCAGCCGGAACCGGGACAAAGGCGAAUCGGUCUAAAGACAGGAGCGCAUCAGCGCUUAGCUUGGAGGGAUUUUCUGAUCCAUGGUGCCGAUCCAUCCAUUCUUUUCCUCCACUCCUGGCGGAGGGAGAUCCUAAGCGACUGUGUUCUUGUUUGCACGAGGUGCUGAGCAAAUGCCCUGACAUGUACCCAUUCCCAUCUGCAGUGAUAAAACGGCUCCUGGAAGGGGCUGGGAAGUGCCCUCAGCAUUCCCCCU